Messenger RNA from Ceratina calcarata, 1529 nucleotides. Its product is annotated as protein SMG9. Gene Ontology annotation, biological process: nuclear-transcribed mRNA catabolic process, nonsense-mediated decay. Lineage: Eukaryota; Metazoa; Arthropoda; Insecta; Hymenoptera; Apidae. The transcript is spliced from 8 exons. The record is from RefSeq and is a predicted model, not a curated record. Bases 248 to 1402 code for a protein of 384 amino acids.
GGCACUUCUCGCUUUACGGAGAAAUGUAUAGGACGUGUGGAGCUGCGGAUUAUUUAACAACAAAAAGUUGUGCGGGCUAAAUCACAGUCGUUUAAAGAGAUUAAACGUAAAUUAAAGGAACGCUUCACGUGUCCAAGAAAUUUCGCUCACGACCGUUGAUCCACGAUUUUUAACCUGAAGGAUAAGAGCUUUCGUUGCACCGGUACCUAGUUGAGAGAAUGAAAAAUUAAUUGGGGAAUCGGGAGCGAUGAACGUACAAAAGAUGAUGCCAAUCGCAUUGAAAGAUUCGGAAGCUAAGGACGGUGAUAGCAGAGGUACGAUCAAAGUUAUGGAUAGGCCAACGUUUAUAUUGAAAACUAGAGAAGGCGAGAACAGAGCAGUAUCACCGAGUCAACGUAACGGUGCUAACAAAAAAGAGACCGAUACAGCUACCAAUGCCCCGUCAAAGAUACAGGAUCCCGUUCGUAUGAUGUUGCCGUCGUGCCUCGAAAUGACGAGCUGCCUGAAAUUCAUGGACGAAAAUAUGCAACUCUGCGAAAGCUCUCUGGAAUAUUUGUACGACCAACAGGACUUCUUGGUCGUGGGAUGCUUGGGCAGUCAGGGGGUCGGAAAGUCCACUAUAAUGUCUUUAUUAACGUCCAAUUUUGCGCCAGGUAUAUUCCCGGCUCAGGAGACGUCCCAUUACGAGAGCGGUGCAAAUUGCACCACUGGUAUCGACUUCUUCGUUACGAAAAAUCGUGUAAUAUAUUUGGACACGCAGCCCAUACUCUCUGGUUCGACGAUAGAUCACUCAGCGACGUACGAACAGAAAAAAUCGACGACGGACUUCGUGAAUACAGAGACCAACCUGGAGUUGCAGUCUCUGCAGUUCGCAGCUUUUCUGUUCUCGGUUUGCCAUGUGAUUAUUUUUGUACAAGAUUGGUUCGUCGAUCCUAAUCUGAUCAGAUUUCUGCAGACUGCAGAAAUGUUAAAACCGUCCUCGACCAGUAACAUGGAUCAAGACUACGUUGAGUAUUACCCGCAUAUCGUGUUUCUGCACAAUAAAGCUGAGCUGCAAGACCUUACUCCUCACAGUAUGGAGAAGGUGAAGGAAUUCUAUAGCAAAGUAUUUUCCAGUUCUAGAUUGCAGACUCAUAGUGGUUUAGACAUGAGUAAUCAUUCGAUGGAAACAGGAUUGAAUUUGUUUUUUAUUCCUCGCAUCGCGAGCGAAGAGGAAUCGCCGAUGCGUCAGAACGAAAAAAAACUAAUAGAGAAGUUAAAAAUAAAGAUACACGGGAUCAACAAAAAUCCAAUGACACCGUCCAGUUUGACAGAAAAAAAUUGGUACCAUUACGUUUCGAGAGUGAUGGAAGCGAUCAAGAAAAGUCAUCUGUCCUCCGAGUAUGGAAGACUGAUGCCGUAAAACAAUUGUAGGUAGUUUUCAAUUUUUUUAUUUGAAGAAAAAUCAUAGACUCCUUAAACAACUGAGAAAUGUAUAUAAUCUUAAUGUGUACGGAAUUGAAUAAAAUGAGAUGAGAAAAAAAUGAUCA